CAGCUUGUUUGGCGUGUUGGCGCUGCAUUUCGCGUGUUUCCCUUCUCUGGAUUGGUUUUGAUUUACAGAGCGGAUGAAGAAAUGGUUGCUGCAUGCUUGCACGCAAAGCAAGUUAAGAAACAAAACAGUCGCCCAAUUUGAACGAGACCCGAAAGUGGAAUUACCCUGAUUUGACAGCAAUUUUAAGUACAUUUAUUAUCAAAGUCGGAACUAAACUUGAAAAACUCUACUAAAUUGGAAAUGUCAAUGAUUACCGUAGAAGAACGAUAAAGGGAAAACUAGUAAACUCUAUUGAAUUUCGUGUUUUUGGAAUAACUCCUGCAACUCUAUAAACAAUUUCGUAAAUCAAAAUGUCCGAACCAAACGGUUUAAGUCGAGCAUUCGUGUCGCGUAUCUUGUUUGGAGGAGCGAUUGGGGCCGCGAUCGGAAUAAUGUAUCUCGUUUACAUUCGCCAAAAGAAGAAGGAGGAUGCAUCUUCAGACGCCUCUACUGUAACGUCCUCCUUGGCACGGAAGAAAAAACGAGUUUCCAGCGGAGAAAGAAACCGAGUGACAUUUUCUGAUCAGACAGAAAUAAUUGUGAAAUCUCCAUCGCCCCAACUUACCAAAGAUGACAUGGAAGCCGAGGACUUUAUUCCUUUUAGAGUUAAAAAUGAAGACGCACCACCGGCGCAACCUUCGCCACCGGCACAACCUUCUUCACCUCAAAUUAAUAAGUCGCCAACAAAGACUGAAGUCGAUUCAAUUCCUCCGACACAAAAAUCACCGCCAAGGCCUGCGCAAGACAAGGACGAUUCUGUCAAUAAGGAAGUUUCUAUUAAGCAGGAAGAACCCAUCAAAAGUCCUGUCGUUGAGACCGUGACUUCAGAAGAAAUUAAACCACAAACCUCAUUACCACCAUCUCAAACACUGUCAAACAGUGUCAACCAUGCUGCAAACGGUCACGGUCAAAAUUUAAAACAAGCCAUCACGCCAGAGACGGAUUAUGAUCGGACGGGUAUUACGAGAGAAUUGCAGAUCAGUAGAGACCAUGUUCCUGGGCUGAUUGGCAAGAAGGGGACACAUAUUAGAGCUAUUCAGGCCGAUUCGAAUACCAUCAUUACAUUUAAGGAUGAAUCUCUGGGAAAUGGUGACCGAAUUUGUCUAAUACGUGGCCAGCCUCAAGAUGUUACCGUUGCAGAAUCUCUUAUUGAAAAAUACAUAAUAGAACAGCCCAUCGUCACGUCACAAACAAUGCAUAUCCCACAUUCAUCCGUUGGAAGAAUUAUUGGCAAGGGAGGAGAAAAUAUUCGAUCAAUUCAAGACUUGAGUAGGGCCAAGGUGAAUGUUGAUACCGGCAAUCAGUUUCAUAGCAGAGGUGGACCAGAUGCUGUUCGUAUGGUGCUUGUAACCCUUCGAGGAACGGAAGAACAAAUUGCUAAUGCGAGACAAAUGAUAAUUGAAAAGGUCGAUGAAGAACAGUCAAUGCGGCGAAAAAUUGAUCUGAUGACUCAAAGCCGGGCUCCAAGAAAGUCUGCAGGUGGCGGUUUUCCAACAACUUCCGCUAACCCCUCCGCCGCUGUUAACGGAAAUCAUCAAUCCACAAAACAAAGCGGAGUUUUGGAAGUGUUUGUUUCAUGUGCUUAUCAUCCUAAUGAUUUUUGGAUUCAAGUUAUGGGUCAUGAAUCGAUCGAUUUGGAUAAGCUUACCGAGUCCAUGACGGAGUGGUAUUCACAAUUUCCACCUGAGCCAUUAUUGGGGUUAAGUGCUGGUGAAAUAAUUGCAGCUCCUUUUGACGUGGAUGGAAAAAUGUAUCGAGGAAAGAUUAUUAGUUUGGUAGACGACACGGCUGAAGUUUCCUACGUGGAUUAUGGAGAUCGGCGAGUCAUUCAGCAAUCUGAUAUCAGGCGAAUUCAUCCAGAGUUUUUAAAGUUACGAUUUCAAGCUAUUCAAGCAACUUUAAAUUUAGGUUGUACCACCGGCGAGAGGUGGUCCGAUGAUGCAAUCGUAACUUUUUGUGACCUUACAUUUUGUGCUCAGUGGAAGAGUUUAACUGCAAAGGUUAAAGAUUACUUGAAAGGAUCAAGUGAUGCAAAAGAGACUGUUUUAUGGGUAGAAUUACUGGAUAAGGAUUUGAACAUUGGGAACGAAUUAAUCAAUCGCGGACUAGCAAUGAUAAACGACACACCUCAGUUAACCUAUUCAGAUACGACUCCCAGGAGUGGCAGUAGCGUCGCAUCUAGCAAUGGCAGCAAAAAGUCCUACGCCUCUGUGGCCUCGGUCGAAAGCAAAGUUUCAGAUGAUGGUGCAAAGGAAGGACCUUGGGAUGAUAACGUGAAUGGCAACUAGAAUCUAAACACAUUUAAUUUGUACAUAAAAAGUUAGUUUGUUUCGCGUUUUCUUCAUCGCUGCCAUAUUAAUCAUGGUGUAGGCCGUUUUUGGUUUUAUAGUAAACCAAGCAUUAGAAUAAUAAUAGUGGGAUUUAUUUCUUCACUUUAAGUCAAUCCAUUACAUUUAAAAUAAGAUCAAACGUUAUCUCAUUUUUUUGUAGAAGGAACCAAUACAUCCAACUUGUAAGUGGUGUACGUAGAUAUAGUAGCAAUUUUUUUGUAGAAUUUGGUUUGACUUGUGAUUUACUAGGUUAAGUUAAUCCCAUCGUCGGGCAAAUGUACUUAUGAUAACGUAAAUCUUGUAAAUAUUGAUAUAAUAGUAAUACAGAUAAUUAUGACAAGUGUAUGCGGUGCUGCUUGAAACGUUUCUUAUGCCAGUAGUUACAUAGAUUUCGUUCCUCGACUCUACGUGUGUAGUCUUCGAUAAAUAUUUCGUACAAUUCUAGCUGGGAAUAGCUCAUUUCAACUAUUUGUAAGAAACGCUUGUAAUUUAUCGCGGUACAUGGCCAGCGUCAAUUGAAUGAGGAACCAACCACCACAACAUACAUAAAAUCCUACCGAUCUGAUUGUAUACUACUAUUAAGUUAGAAACAGUUUGUAAUGUUCUCUAACAAAAUCCCAAUACAUAAUUUAGAAUAUUAACACUACAUUAUUAAUAUCAACCCAAAAGUUAGGAGAUCUUGUUCUGAACUGAAAAAUUCUUUAGGUAUCAACCACUACUCAACUAUUGUUCUAUAUCUACGCACACAAAUUCAAUAAUAAUAUUACACAAUGCCUAAAAGCCUUGUACUUCACUCCAUCCUGUGUCAAUCCUUUCAUUGAUAUUCACCAUUUACUAAUUAGAUUGGAUUUUACUAAUAAUUAACUUUAAUUGUAAUGCUUAGGUUAGCUGUACAAUUACGUAGUUGGACAUUUAGCAUCAUGCACACCCGUUAAAAAUUAUUAUGUAUUUAGCUUUAUCUACCUUAACGGGUUGACUUGAAAAUAAACUUUUCGAUAGUGUUUA
Messenger RNA from Folsomia candida, 3374 nucleotides. Its product is annotated as tudor and KH domain-containing protein. Gene Ontology annotation, biological process: spermatogenesis. The record is from RefSeq and is a predicted model, not a curated record. Gene Ontology annotation, molecular function: RNA binding. The transcript is spliced from 10 exons. Lineage: Eukaryota; Metazoa; Arthropoda; Collembola; Entomobryomorpha; Isotomidae. Bases 351 to 2327 code for a protein of 658 amino acids.